AGUUUUCUUCACAUUACUGCAGUGGUAACUUGCGUAAACAGUUUCUUUCCAUGGAUUUGUAAUAAAUAAUGUAUAAAAUAUGAAGCAUCUUGCGUUGAAAAUAACAGUUUACUAUUGGCUUUUGUCGUCCGCUGUCGAUUGCAAAGGUGCAGGCUCAAAAAUUAGAAAAAAUAAAAAGCCUAAGGAUGGUUCAGGUAUUGGUAGGAAUGUAGGAAGCACCUCGUCAGGAUCAAAAGAUGGAGCUAUGGCCAGCUACGAUUUUUAUGGAUUGCCGCUCAAACCACAUAGGAACUUGACGCAUGAAGAACGUUUGUUGGCCUAUUUAUUUCGCGAUUACGAUCCAGUUGCGAGAGCAGUUGUUGAUACCGAUAAACCUGUCGACGUCUAUUUAGCCUUCGUACUACUAAGAAUACACGGCUUAGACGAAAGGUCUCAGGUGUUAACAACUACUGGACUCGUUAUUGCCGAGUGGAAUGAUGGUAGAUUAGAAUGGAAUCCUCAAGAUUUCGGGAAUCUUAGUGAAAUUGUCGUGAAAGCUGAUAAAAUUUGGUUACCGGAAAUCGCGGUCAUGAACGGAGCCGAUGAAUUAAAUCCCGACUUCGAACGAAUAAGGGUUCUAUUGAAUCAUCGGGGAGAACUUCACUGGGAACCGGGAGGAAUAUUUCGAACGACAUGCGAUAUCGAUAUUCAGUAUUUUCCAUUCGAUAGUCAGGCUUGCCCUAUGCUUAUUGGAGCCUACUCGUACCAUAGUGAUAAAAUGAACAUUUCAACCUUAGCUAGUGAGAUAUCAACGCAUGAUUUUCGAUUAAAUGGCGAAUGGCAAGUAUCAGGAACAUCCGCCACAAGAAACGAAACUAUCUUGGAUAUAUCAUCCGGAAAGGGUUAUGCUCACGUAGUGUUUAUGCUUUAUUUGAAGAGACGAUACCAAUUUUACAUGAUGAACAUUGUUCUGCCGUGCCUAAUGCUUUCCGCUCUCAUUAUGAUCGGCUUCUUUCUUCCGCCCGAAGCAGGCGAGAAAAUUAGUCUUGGUAUUAGUGUUCUCCUUGCUUUUACCGUCUUCCUCCUUAUGGUUGCAGACAAUAUCCCUCGAACUAGUCUAGCUAUUCCGCUUCUAGUUUUAUACUUGACUGCAACUAUGACCCUUGGUACUCUGUCAGUGUGUUUGACAGUUUUUGUGCUGAACGUUCACCAUCGGAAUCCUCGUUUUCCCGUCAAACCAAUUCUACGGACAGCAAUACUACGGUAUUUGGCAAGAGUUUUGCGUAUUCGAACAACUAUGAAUUGCAGUCGGGCGGAAAAUCGUGUUUACAUAAGAUCGGGGAAUAAGAACGGAAGACCAGAGGACAAUAAUGGACUGAUGGUUGACGAAGUUGAGUUGCUAUCAUUAACUAAAGUUAACCAUGGCAAAAGCGUGCAGGUCAGUAAUGGGCCAAAGAACUCAAAAAAUUCAUUGAUUCUUCGGCGAACGGAAAUCGACGAUGAAGUGACUGCGGCGGAUUAUUCGCAAGAUUGGCAUGAGCUCGCCAUGGUAUUAGAUAGACUCUUCUUUUGGUGCCUUUUUAUUGCUAUGAGCCUAUCAGCUGUUUUUAUUCUCCUUUAUCCAAAGUAUAUGGGUUUAGAAAACAGGCAAUCAGGCGAAGCAGUUUCUACACUUGAAUGA
Molecule: messenger RNA, 1660 nt
Organism: Dimorphilus gyrociliatus
Lineage: Eukaryota; Metazoa; Annelida; Polychaeta; Dinophilidae
Source: the annotation of a GenBank genome assembly